This is a messenger RNA of Leptopilina boulardi, 3043 nucleotides long. RefSeq names its product integrator complex subunit 4 (gene IntS4). Gene Ontology annotation, cellular component: integrator complex. Gene Ontology annotation, biological process: snRNA processing. Lineage: Eukaryota; Metazoa; Arthropoda; Insecta; Hymenoptera; Figitidae. The record is from RefSeq and is a predicted model, not a curated record. The transcript is spliced from 7 exons. The coding region runs from base 276 to 3029 and encodes 917 amino acids.
UGAUAUAAAAACAAAAUCAUUGUUGAAUAUUUGAGGUUAAGUUCUCCGAAUUAUUUAAUCAGUUAUUUUUAUUUAAAUUUAGAUUAAUAAUUAAUAUUAAUAAUAUUUAUUUGUCGUUGAAAAAUAUUUUCAAAAUUACCAAUUUGACAAAUGGAUUUUCCAACCUCGAGAAUUUAAAUAGUUUGACAAAUUUUUAAUUAAAACUAUAAUGACGUGCCAAUGAUUAAAUGAAUUUUAUUUUUAUUAUUGAAUAAAUAAAAUAAAACAAAUUAACAAUGGCAGCAUUAAUAAAGAAAAGAGCUUUGGCGGAAUUUACCCAAAGCCAAGUAAUUAAUGAACCUCCGGUAAAAAGAUUAAAAACACUACGACUUUCUCUAAGCGGAUCAAAUAGAAAUGGUGCAGGAGUUAAUGGUAGUUCGGUUCUUGUUUACAUUGAAUGUCUCGAAAAAUGUAAAGGUGGAAAUGAUGCAUUACAAUUACUCGUGAGAAUAUCUGAUAUUCUUUCGCAAAUGAUACCUGAUGAUGUUCCAACAGCUGUGAAAAAAUUAGUCGAAAGAUUUGCAAUUGAACAAGAAGCUGCUGUGAGAACAAAAAUUCUUUGGGUUUUUGCUGAACUCGGCGAAGUUACAAAUGAUCCUGCUGAGAAAGCGCGAAUUAUUAAUGAAACGGCAAUUCUAUUAAAAAACGAAGAAUCACAUCGUGUCAAGAGUCAAGGACUUGCAACACUCCUUAAAUUAGGCAGUUUUAAUCAAACUGCAGUUUUGAAAAUUGCUCGUGAACAUUUACCGGACACUUGGCAUGGAGUACAAACAAGAUGUUUGAUGAUAAUUGGAAGAUAUCUUUCUGCAAAUGUAUCGGAUGAUACUUUAAUAUUAGUGGGAAAUUAUGCACGAUCGCAAGAUCCACGAGUACGAGCUCAAGCUUUUGAAACAAUGGCAGAACUUCAUUCGCACAGGGGCUGUCGGCUUCCUGCUACUUUUUUCUCUGAAGCUUGUGGAGCAUUAAAAGAUGAUUACGAAAUUGUUCGUCGUGCUGUUUUGAAAUUAAUUUGGCUACUUGGAAACGAAUAUCCCGACCAAAUGAUUCCCGAACAGGAGGGAGAAGAAAUUCGUAUGAUAGACAGUGCCUUUUCGAAAAUAUGUGGAUUAAUGGGCGAUUUAUCGCCUCGUGUACGUGCCUCAGCAAUGUCUUUAUUGGGAUCAAUGAAAGGUGUUUCUCGACGUUAUAUCGAGCAGGCUUUGGAUAAAAAACCAAAAACUGUCGAGGAUGAAAGUUCAGAAGUUGAAGAAAGAAGUGGUUCAUGCGGAGCUUUUAUUCAUGGUUUAGAGGAUGAAUAUUUGGAGGUACGAACAGCAGCUGUGGAAUCAUUGUGUGCUUUAUCUUUGGAGCAACCAUGUAUCGCUUGUAUUUCAUUGGAUUUUAUGGUCGAUAUGUUUAACGAUGAAAUUCAGGAUGUACGAUUAAAAGCAAUUGAAUCGUUGAGAAAAAUGUCAGCGAGUGUAACAUUACGUGAGGAUCAAUUGCAAACAAUUUUAGGAGCAUUGGAGGAUUUUAAUGGUGAGGUUCGUGAAGGUUUACACGCAACAUUGGGAGCAAGUCGUCUUGCAACACGUAAUUGUCUUCAAAUGUGUGUCACAAGACUAUUGGAAAAUUUAGCGCGAUAUCCACAGGACAAAGAGAGUAUUAGGAGUUGUUUAGCUGAACUUGGUGCUUCUCAUCCUUAUCUAACAUUACCACUUGUUCCACAAAUGUUGGGAAGACAUCCAUUUUUCGAUACACCCGAGCCUGAUGUCGACGAUCCUCCCUAUGCAAGUACAUUGGUUUUGAUUUUUAAUGCAGCGCUUCAUUGUCCGAGUAUGCAUGCUCUAUUUACGGAGCAUGCGGCGAAACAUUAUUUAUAUUUACGCGAUACAAUGCCACAUUUAGUGCCACGAUUAACUCCAGUUUUGACGAAAAGACUUGGUUUUGGAAAAGAAGAAAUGGAAGAUGAAGAAUCAAGGGAUCGACGAGGAAGAGAAUUUCUUGAGCGGAUGGUAACGGGAAUUGAGAGAGCAAAACCAGGUGGUAAAGUUUACACUCAACUAUUGGAAGCUGCUUCCGUUGAUGUUGAACGUUUAUCAGAAAUGGAUAGACAAAUGGAAGGCGCUGCUACAUUCACAGCAUUGUAUAUAAAAUGUCUUCUUUUAAUUCGAUCAAUAAUUAAAGAUUUUUCCCAAUCAAGUUUACCAUCAUCUACAUCGGGUUCAAAUACAUCGAGUAAUAUUUCUCUCCUUCUUCAACAUGCACAAAAAUUGCAGAGAUUAUUCUCUGGUUUGAGUGAAAUUGACAUGGCAUUGGCUUCGGACGUUUGGUUAAAAGCAUUGGCAAUUGAUUUGGUCCGCGUAACAAGAAGCGCAACGGGAAGUGCUCUUCCAUUGACAAGACAAUUUUUAUCUGAGGCCGAUGCACUUCCACAAGAGACAAUGAAAUUACCACCAUUUUCUAAAGCUCUUGUUAUUCAAUUACCGGCACUUGGUGAAGUGAAACCUGGUCCAUUGACGAGACUAUUGAUGCCAUUGUUAUUGGCACCGCUUCAAAUUGGUGACGAGAGACUACCUAGACCUUCAGCAACGACGAGAUUUUGCCGUGCUGUUAUUGAAGAACCACGCGGUGAUGCUGAUUCAGCGUUAAAAUUUACCGGCGGUUUAUUACUGGGCAUUCCAAUGACAGCGAAAAUUUAUAAUCUACGCGAUUCAAGUACAUUGAGAAUAAAAUUACGACAUCCCGAUCAACAGGUGCAAUUAUUAUUGCCAAGAAAAACUGAUCUCAAAGAACAAAAUAGUGAACUUAAAGAUUAUCGAUUAAGAACAACUGUUUUGUUUUCCCAUCAAGUUUGGAUGGAAGCAUGUAAUGUUGAAAUUUCACUAGCAUUAAUUGCCCCAUCGUCGACAAUGUGUACACAUUCACCUCAAGACGAUCCGUGUGUUAUUGAUUUAUGUAAACCAAUUAAAGUGUCAAUUUCACCGAAAGCUGUUAAGCGAGGAAUUUAAUUUUCGAUUUUUUG